AGACGUAUUUGAUUUUGAUGUGUUGAAUUAACUACUAGUUUUAUAAGAUUAAGAGGAGAGAGAGAGAGAUGGGUUCACAUGGGGACGAGGAAUCCCUCUUGGAAGACGCCCUUCUUCAGGAUGAAGGCGGUGGACUUUACACAGGUGACGGCUCAGUUGACAUACAAGGGAAGCCCGUGUUGAAGCGAAAUACUGGAAAUUGGAAAGCAUGUGUCUUCAUUCUAGGUACCGAAUGUUGUGAACGCUUGGCAUUCUAUGGAAUUGCUAUGAAUCUUGUUACAUAUCUUACAAAAAAGCUGCACCAAGGAAACGUUUCUGCAGCAACAAAUUCUACCAUUUGGGGUGGCAGUUGCUAUCUUACUACCCUCAUUGGAGCCUUUUUGGCUGAUACUUAUUGGGGAAGAUACUGGACUAUUGCUGUUUUCUCCAUAAUCUUCUUCGUAGGGAUAUGUACGUUGACCCUCUCGGCAUCAGUUUCGGCACUAAAGCCUCCAGAGUGCUUUGGUUCUGAAUGUGCAUCAGCGACUCCAGCAGAGUACAUGGUAUUUUUCAUUGGACUUUACCUGAUGGCGCUAGGGACUGGUGGGAUCAAACCAUGUGUGUCAUCCUUUGGUGCGGAUCAGUUUGAUGAUACCGAUCCCAGGGAGAGAGUGAAGAAGGGAUCUUUCUUUAAUUGGUUUUACUUCUCUAUAAAUAUUGGCGCUCUAAUUUCAAGUAGUUUGCUGGUCUGGAUUCAAGAUAAUGUUGGGUGGGGUAUAGGAUUUGGCAUUCCUGCAUUGUCUAUGGGACUCGCUAUUGCUAGUUUCUUUGCAGGCACAUCCAUCUAUAGAUUCAAGAAGGCUGGGGGAAGCCCUCUUACAAGGAUGUGCCAAGUUUUGGUUGCGUCACGUCGUAAGUGGAACCUGGAGGUACCUGAAGACAACAGUCUCCUGUUUGAAACACAAGACGAAAGCUCCGCCAUUGAAGGAAGUCGUAAAUUGGAGCACAGUGAUGAACUAAGGUGUCUAGAUAAAGCUGCUAUUAUAACUGCUGCUGAGAUGAACAAUGAGGACUUCUACGAUCCCUGGAGGCUUUGCACUGUAACUCAGGUGGAGGAAUUGAAGAUUUUGAUCCGCUUUGUUCCCAUUUGGGCUACUGGAAUAAUCUUUGCUGCUGUCGCUUCUAAUUUGUCAACAAUGUUUCUCGAACAAGGGAUGAUGAUGGACACAACCAUCGGCUCUUUCACCAUUCCUCCAGCCUCUCUUGCGACUUUCGACAUCAUCAGUGUUAUUAUCUGGGUUCCCGUGUACGAUAGAGUAAUUGUCCCAAUUGCAAGAAAAUUCACAGGCAAGGAAAGGGGCAUCUCGGAUCUGCAACGGAUGGGAAUAGGCCUUUUCCUUUCCAUUCUUAGCAUGUCAGCUGCUGCUGUGGUGGAAAUCAACCGAUUGCAGCUGGCCAAAGAGCUCGAUUUAGUCGAAAAAGAGGUGGCUGUGCCACUUAGUAUCUUAUGGCAAAUACCGCAGUUCUUUUUGUUUGGCGCUGCAGAGAUAUUCACAUUCAUCGGACAACUGCAGUUCUUCUAUGACCAAUCUCCGGAUGCUAUGCGGAGUUUGUGCAGCGCAUUGCCGCUUCUGACAAAUUCACUAGGGAACUAUCUAUGCUCAUUGGUUCUGACCAUUGUAACUUACAUCACAACAGUUGGUGGGAAAACUGGAUGGAUACCAGACAACAUCAAUGAAGGUCAUCUUGAUUAUUUUUUCUGGCUUUGGGCUGGACUAAGCUUCCUAAACAUGUUUGUCUACAUAGCAUGUGCCAAAAAGUACAAGCAGAAGAAGGAUUCUUAAAGGUUGGUUAAAGAAUGCAUCAUUUCA
Morus notabilis is the source of this 1850-nucleotide messenger RNA. RefSeq names its product protein NRT1/ PTR FAMILY 8.3. Gene Ontology annotation, molecular function: transmembrane transporter activity. The record is from RefSeq and is a predicted model, not a curated record. Gene Ontology annotation, cellular component: membrane. Bases 69 to 1823 code for a protein of 584 amino acids. The transcript has 5 exons. Gene Ontology annotation, biological process: oligopeptide transport; transmembrane transport. Lineage: Eukaryota; Viridiplantae; Streptophyta; Magnoliopsida; Rosales; Moraceae.